Molecule: messenger RNA, 3161 nt
Organism: Lethenteron reissneri (Far Eastern brook lamprey)
Lineage: Eukaryota; Metazoa; Chordata; Hyperoartia; Petromyzontiformes; Petromyzontidae
Product: RUN domain-containing protein 3B-like
Source: RefSeq, a predicted model, not a curated record
UCUCCCCACCCCCUCCACGUGUCGUGUACCCGAGCCGAUCAUGCGGCAGUGCCCGUGGGAACGGCCCCUCCGCCGAUCACUCUGGGAGUCCCCAGAAUCUCUGCCAUUCUCCAGCAGCAGCAGCAGGCGCAUCCUCGUCUGCGCACGCCCUGCAUCCUGCCCGGCGUUCCGCCCUCCAUCCCUUCGGCAUCCCCUCCUCGGCAUGGCGCUGUCACUGGGGUUCGGCCGCGCCCUGCUGCGCAGGAAGGCUGACGCGAGGGAUGUGCUCAUCGAGCGCAGGAACCUGGUGACCGUAUGCCGGUUUGCAGUCAAGGCCUUGGUGGAGAGGGGAGGCCUGGAGCCCGUGGGCGACUCCUCCGAGGAGUUUGUCAACUUCGCGGCCAUCUUGGAGCAGGUGCUUAGCCACCGCCUCAAAGGGCAGCUGAGCUGGUUCGGCUACGAGAUGCCGCGCUGCUUCUGGGAUUACGUGCGCACCGCAUGCCAGAAGGUGCCACACAACUGCCUGGCGAGCGUGGAGAGCAUGGAACACGUGGGCAGCGGCAGGGCCAAGGGUCGAGCCUGGAUCCGGAUGACUCUGAUGGAAAAGCGCCUGGGCGAGUACAUCUCCUCCGCCCUGCGCGACGUCAAGACCACGCGGAGGUUUUAUGGAGAAGGAGCAGCCAUGCUUGGAGACGAAGCCCUUCUGCUGGCUGGAAUGUUCUUGGCCCUCAACUCAAUUGAUUUCAGCUUUUGCUUGAAGGGAGAGGACCUGGCGAAUGAGAACAACGCAGUCAUUGACUACACCCCGUACUUAAAAUACACGCAGAGCUAUGGCACGAUCAGCAGCGAAGGGGACGACAUGCGCACGCUGGGCAGCAGCAGCGAGGACGCCACCCCGGACGCCCCUCCCGCUGAGAUCCUGGCAAACGAGAACAGCUGGUACAGCAGGUACAAGCGUCUGGAGCAGCAGUACCGCCUGGCCUGCGAGCAGAAGUGCUACCUGGAGGAGCUGGUGCGCGUACGCGAGGCGCAGCUCGCCGAAGCAACGGAUCAGCACGCGGCCGGCGUGCAGAGGCAGCACGAGAUCACCCUGGGCUGGCGUGUCAAGCGGCAGGGCAUGGAGGCGACCAUUCUGGCGCUGCAGGCCGAGCUCUCGGGUUUCCAGAGCGGACACGUCAAGUCCACGCAGGAUCUCGCCCAGCAGCGGCGGGGCGUGCUGCGCAACGCGACGUUGAGUGUGGACCUGGGCCGGGAGGCGGAGGAUGUGCUCCUCACAGCCAGCAAGGGCGAGGCUGAAGGCGAGGACACGCCACCGGCAGGCCUCCCGGCUCACGUGGGUCACGAGCACGACCCCUGCGAGCUUCUGAGCCCAACGGGAGAACAGGAGAAGUGCUCGCUCGCCUGUUUCCAGAGACACCCCCAAACCGCCAAAAAUCAACCCUAAACAUUCAGCAUCUUCUUCUUGGUUCUUUCGGUAAAGUCACGUAGAAGGAAAAUAAUAAAAUAAAUAAAAUAAAACAUUAAAUAAUUCUCACGACGUUUCGGCCACAACGCAAGCAGCCGUUUUAUUUUUAUUAUUUUAUUAUUUUCCUUCUACGUUACUUUACCGAAAUAACCAAAAAGAUGAAUCCCUGCAGUCACGAAAGCUUUAAAUCGAAAUUCAGCAUCUUGCGUCAUCUCCAUCAUCAUCACCACCACCCUCACCGUCUUGGUCGCAAUCAUCAACCCUUUGUUAAGCAGCAGCUGUCAUUCCACCGUAUUGGUUUAUUUCUAAUCUCGGGAAUCGUUCGUCAUAAUCACUCGAUAUUGUCAAGGUCGCGUCGACCUCGCCUUGUGCAGCCACCGGCCCCGCAGCGUCGGUGCGCUGUGGGGGAUGGGGUGGGGGAGCGCCGUUUGGCUACAAAAGAAGUCGGUGCAGUUACGUCUCUGUGCUCGACUGCUGACUUGAGUAUUAUUAUGCCGCUGCCUUUAUUGCGGCAUUUGCCAUUUGGCAGUAAGUGCUUUGUUCCAGGCGUGAGGCGUGUGAGAGGAUGGUGUCGAAUUGAAGACUUGCUUUGUCCAGAGGGUUCCAAUAAAACAUUAUCAAUUCGUGAUCAUUAGCCCACAGAGGGUGCCUAAGUCUGCAUCUAACGUCCUGCCAUGUUGCAUCAAUUUUUUUCACCAGACAAUAGCCAACAAUGUGAUGGAUUAGUGUCUUACCAAGUGGACGUGCAAAAGCGGUUUUGUGAUUAUAUUUUACGUGCUGCCUUCUGAACGCAUAAGCUGUAGAUAAAAUGUACAAGCUUGGAUGAGCCACGUGUUUAACAGCCUACAAAGUCGCCACACCACUUGGGUUGGUAUGACCCAAUGGAAAAUUAACGAAGCGUCACUUCUUGUUGAUAGGGACCUCAAAGCAGCCAACAGAAGGGCUGCUUUUGCAUGGUAUGGGUUUCCGACAGAGGUCGCAACCGGGUACCCGAUACCCGUACCCUACCCGAUACCUGGCUACCCGUACCCGACCGGAUACCUGGCUACCCGUACCCGACCGGGUACGAGUAGCCGUUUGCGACCCUGGUGCGGCCGGGUACGGGUACGGGUAGGCCGUGAGUCACCGGUGAGUAACCGUUUGUCACUCAUUUCGGGUAGGGUACGGGUAAGGAACGGGUACCCGUACCCGGCCGGGUACGGGUACGGGUACCUAUUUGCGACCCUGGUGCGGCCAGGUACGGGUACAGGUAAGUAAUCAAAACCCGUUUGCGACCUCUGGUUUCCGAUAUAUUCUGAUUCUUGUGAUACACCCAUGGUGUAUGCCUUUCGACGCAUACCAGUUGUUUUUUUGUCUUAAUAGACAUGAAGUUGUUACAUGCUGAACAUGCCUGACGAUAAGUAAACAUGUACCAUAACAUAUAGAGAGGGCAAUGUAAUUUGAAUUGGCAUUCUCCAUACAUCAUGUGAGACAUACUCGCUACACAUAGGAUCUCGAUCUCAGUUUGAAUUGGCGCUGUCUGCAUCGUGUGGGACUUGUUUACUCAUCAUCAGGCAUGUGCGGCAUUUAACAGCAACAAAUACUUUCGUCAGAGCCCCCAGUCAAGCUUCGCUCAGCAGGAGAUCAUCCACGCUCCCUUGCCACCCCCGUAGUCUGGAUCUCCCAGCCAUCCGUGCUGUCCACUCACUGCCUCUGUUUAAUGAGUGACUGCUUCUAU